GAUGGUAGUAAUAAAAAUAGAGAUGUUAAAGCGAAUGGCAGGAUGGAGAAGUUUAGACAUCCCCAGCAGAAUGAUGCCCAUCUAAUAAGACCUGGAUCAAAUCAAAAUCAACAGCUUCACAGGGAAGAAAUGAGUCAGUAUAAGUCAAAGGGAUUUUAUCUACAGUUCUCUGUAACUAAAGGCAAAAAAACAGCAACCAACCCUAGAGCAAACAUCCAUAUAUAUAGCAACACCACAUCACAAAACGAGGACAUGUUUGGUGGCAAGCCUCAGCCUCACAAACUUCAGAAAAAUAACACAAAUAAAAUAAAAGUGGGAAAAACAUUUGAAAGUGGUUGGUUUAAAAAUAUAUCCUGUGGCAAAAUGGAUGAUGGUCACUUGAACAAACCCUGCAGAAAGAUAAUAUUAAAUAAAAGGAGUACUGGCUACCAAACAACUCAAGACAACACAUGUUCAGAUGCAAAUAAUGAUGCUAACAUUCAAAACACUAGGAAUGGAAAUGAUGCCUUUGAUUCAAGUGAGUUUAAUGACCCAAAUGAUUCAAAAGACCUUCCUUAUGACUACUAUACAACGUACACACACAGCAAUGCUCUUUCAAUUGAAUUUAAUGAUCCAUCUGACUCUAAUGAAUCAAGCCUUCCCAUUGGUUCAAACCAAGAAGGUAACCAUGGUGCAUUAAACAAAUCUGGUACUUCAAGCAGCUUUAGUGCAUCAACUGAGUCUAGUGACUCCAGUGAGUCAAGAGAAUCUGAUAGCAACAGUGGAUCAAAGGAAGUCUUAGCUAAACUGAGUAAUGAACUGAGCACAGCAAAUGACUCAAGUGACCAAGGCACCCUAGGCAGCAUUUCUACUGCAUCUACCACUAAUUGGAAUGUAUCUGAUGCAGCAAGUGAUUCUGAUAGUUCAGAUGAUACUACUGGUAUGAGCAGCUUAAGUGUGUCAAGAGGAGCCAGUUACUCAAGUGAAUCCAGUUCCCUGAGUCAGUCAAAUGAAUCAGAUGCCAGCACUCACUUUAGUGGUUCCAAAAACCUGGCAAAAUGAGUGACCAGCAUGAGCACAAAACCAUACCCAGUGUGAACUGAUCAACUGAAUGAAGAGGAAGAAGGGACAUAUGAUUUAUUUAGUGUAACAUAACACAUUUAACACAAGUUUUUAGGCUAAAUGUUACCAGCAUGGGCUAACUAUGUAGAAUACUGUACACCUGCGUUCAUUGUAACUCAAAUGCUCCAAACUCACACAAGUUUCACAACAAAGCUACAUAAGUGAAAAAAUUAGUAUGCCCUUUUUUUAAACAUAUUAGUCAGUCUUUGUGUCAAAGUAGAUUUAUUCAGUUUUAACAUUUUGACAUUUUGUCAUUUUCUUUUGCUACUCCUGCCAAAAUGCUAUACCUGCAUGUAUCUAAUUUGCCUUCUCAGUGUUUUUUUGUAGUUCAUCAACAGUUAAUCAAUAGAAGCUAUCUGUACAACUAUUCAAUAUUUAAAGAAACAGAUUUACAAAAGCUUCUGGAACAGAAUUUUUCAAGUGUUUAAUUGGUGUUUAUAUAAGCCAUACUGUCCAGUAUGCUAGUUCCCCAGCAUCACUUCAUACCUGCCCAGUCUUAGCCUUUUGAAAGAACAUAUCAACACUGAUGGAUAUGUAAAAAACAUUAGAGAAUACACUUCAAAUUACAG
Xenopus tropicalis (tropical clawed frog) is the source of this 1670-nucleotide messenger RNA. The record is from RefSeq and is a predicted model, not a curated record. NCBI's taxonomy places the organism in Eukaryota, Metazoa, Chordata, Amphibia, Anura, Pipidae.